Phaeoacremonium minimum UCRPA7 is the source of this 822-nucleotide messenger RNA. Its product is annotated as putative yeats family protein. Lineage: Eukaryota; Fungi; Ascomycota; Sordariomycetes; Togniniales; Togniniaceae. Gene Ontology annotation, biological process: regulation of DNA-templated transcription. The record is from RefSeq and is a predicted model, not a curated record. The transcript has 2 exons. The coding region runs from base 1 to 822 and encodes 273 amino acids.
AUGGCUCCCCCCAGCGGCGCAGGCAAGCGCGUCAAGGGCCUGCAGAUCUUCCGGCCGUUCAUCUACGGCACGACGGCGCGGCCCUUCGAUGAUAAGCUCAACCCGAAGCCCGCAGGCGUGCCGGACGACCACACGCACAGCUGGACGGUCUUUGUCAAGGGUGUCGACGACACCGACAUCACGUACUGGCUGAAGCGCGUGCAGUUCAAGCUGCACGAGUCGAUUCCCAACCAUGUCCGCAUGAUCGACGCCGAGGCAGGCAAGCCCUUCGCGGUCAACGAGACGGGCUGGGGCGAGUUCGAGAUCACGCUCAAGCUCUACUACGUGUCCGAGUCGGGUGAGAAGCCGCAGACGUUGUAUCACCACCUCAGGCUCCACCCGUACGGUAAGGACGACGCCGAGAAGGAGGCUAUGAGGCUCAACAACGAGGUCGUCGCGUGGACGUACGAGGAGCAGCUGUUCAACGAGCCCUACGACUCCUUCUACGAGAUCCUGACCUCCGGCGCCACGCCCGGCACGAUGGGCGCCGCGGCGAACCAGAAGGCCGGCGGCAAGGCGGGCGGAAAGGGGGCCAAGGGAGCGAAGCAGCCUCCGCCACAGCCGAAACGCAGCGAGGGCGGCGUGCUGGAGCGCAGCGCGAUGAUCCCCCUGACGACGCGCCCCGGCCAGCCGUUCAGUCGCGAGACGGAAGAGCUGGAGAUCAAGAAGCUCAAGGAGGCGCAGGUCAAGGUGGAGGAGAUGUCGAAGAAGAUGACCGAGGAGCUCAAGAGCAAGGAGGAGAGACUCGCGAGUCUAAAGAAGGAAGCCGAGACGGCUGCCUGA